Messenger RNA from Closterium sp. Naga37s-1, 603 nucleotides. The record is from the annotation of a GenBank genome assembly. NCBI's taxonomy places the organism in Eukaryota, Viridiplantae, Streptophyta, Zygnematophyceae, Desmidiales, Closteriaceae.
AUGCACCAAUCGGGUGCCACGUCAGCGGGGCCUGCUGCUGACGUGGCCCUCUCUGAUUGGCUGCCUGUAGUGGAGCUGGUGCUAGUGUCAGACGAGGAAGCAGCGACGGCCAUGCCGAAAGUGCUGCCACACGUGUGCAGGUUGAUAGCAGAGAGCGCAGGGUCGUUUGUCAGCUCAGUGCCACGUCACCUGUUGGAGUAUUCAUAUGAGAGCGCUGAGAGCUUCUAUGACGAGGUGGUAACGGCCAUGCUCGGCACUUCGCCCUCGUUGCCAACGGGGGGUGACAAUAAAGGGACGGAGGAGCACUCCUGCCCCUACUCCAUCCUCGGGAUUGCCAAGAGUGCUGCUCCCUCUCAGGUGCUGCUUAUAGCGCUGCUCCCUCCCAGGUGCUCCCUCGCUGGUGCUGCCUCCCAGGUGCUCCCUGUCUGGUGCUCCCUCUCAGGUGCUCGCUCUAAGGUGCUCACUCUAAGGUUCUCCCUCUUAGGCGCUCCCUCUCAGGUGCUGCCUCACAAGCCCUCCCUCAUGGGUGCUCCCUCCUCGCAGGUUUUGCACUCUCCUUGUGCCUUGAAUUCCUCCGCCAACCCAUCCAGUGUGUUCUUGUGA